Messenger RNA from Ornithorhynchus anatinus (platypus), 4423 nucleotides. It is a transcript of the gene PTPN9, whose product is annotated as protein tyrosine phosphatase non-receptor type 9. Bases 758 to 2569 code for a protein of 603 amino acids. Gene Ontology annotation, biological process: protein dephosphorylation. Lineage: Eukaryota; Metazoa; Chordata; Mammalia; Monotremata; Ornithorhynchidae. The transcript has 13 exons. Gene Ontology annotation, molecular function: protein tyrosine phosphatase activity. The record is from RefSeq and is a predicted model, not a curated record.
UCCUCUUUCUUUCUUUCUUUCUUUCUUUCUUUCUGCCUCUCUCUUUUCUCUUCUCUCUCUUCUGCCGCCGCUGCUGCUUUUGAGGAAUAAGGGCUUGAGGCAGAGAUGGAGGCUGCGGGAAACAUUUGCAAUCCCUGAGGACGAGCCGGACCUUAAGGGGGGAUUUAUGGACUCUGGGAUUCGGGUAGACCAGGCCAAGGAGCGCUGCAGAGUAAGGAGAUCAGAGGCGGAUUAAGCCACUAAUUUUUUUUUCCUUUUUUUGGGUGGGGAGGGCGUUCAAUUAACGACCCUCAGACCUAGAUUUUUAAAGUUUUUAUUCAAUCUUUAGAUUAACAUACCCACCCAUCAUCUUAAACGACUUGCCUGGUUAAUUUUGGGGGUGGGGGGGCGUCUGGGGGAAAGAAAGUUUAAGCGAUUUCUUUUCCUCAUCAAAGAUAAACCGGCUCUUAGAUUAAGAAAAGAAAACCCGGCCCCACACCGGGCUGGUGUCCAUUUCCCCUCGGUCCCGGGGGAGGCCCCGUGUCCGGCUCGGGGGUCCUGGGGCCGGACAGGACCGGCCGCCCGCCGUUGGAGCGGGGGCGAGCUCCGCCGGCAAGAUUUUUGUUCUUUUUCCGUAUUUUUUUUUUCUCGAAUGUUGUCCCUGAGUUGAUUUUUUUUUUUUAGUUUUUAUUUGUAAAUCCCGUCUGCUGGUCCGCGGGGGGUCAGGGGUCAGGGGGGUCGGUGGGCCCGUCCGCCCGCCCGGCCGGCUGGCCGGCCGAUGGAGCCCAGAGGGCCGCGGCGGGAGGGGCCGGACAUGGCGCCGGAGCUGAGCCCGGACGAGGAGCAGGCCACCAAGCAGUUUCUGGAGGAGAUUAACAAGUGGACAGUGCAGUACAAUGUGUCUCCUCUCUCCUGGAACGUGGCUGUCAAGUUCCUCAUGGCCAGGAAGUUUGACGUGCUCCGUGCCAUCGAGCUGUUCCAUUCGUACCGGGAAACACGGUUGAGAGAGGGAAUCGUGAAGCUGAGACCUCAUGAAGACCCUCUGCGCUCCGAGCUGCUCAGUGGGAAGUUCACCAUCUUGAACGUGCGGGACCCUUCUGGAGCCUCCAUCGCGCUCUUCACAGCCAGGUUGCAUCAUCCCAACAAGAGCGUCCAACACGUGGUACUCCAGGCCCUAUUCUACAUGCUGGACCGAGCAGUAGAGAGCUAUGAAACGCAGAGAAAUGGGCUGGUGUUUAUCUAUGAUAUGGGGGGUUCCCAUUAUACCAACUUUGAGCUGGACCUUAGCAAGAAAAUCCUCAACCUGCUAAAGGGAGCGUUCCCGGCCCGGCUGAAGAAGGUGCUGAUCGUGGGGGCCCCGAUGUGGUUCCGAGUUCCCUACUCCAUCAUCAGCCUCCUGCUCAAGGAGAAGCUCCGGGAAAGGGUCCAGAUGGUGAAGACGAGUGAGCUGCCUCAGCAUCUGCCCCGGGAGUGUCUUCCCGAAGGCCUGGGUGGCUACUUGAAAAUGGAUCCAGUCAGCUGGAACUUCCGGUUCCUCCCCCAGGUGAACGGCCACCCGGAUCCCCUUGACGAACUCAUCCUGGUGUCCUUGUCCUCUUCCUUCUCCUCCUCCUCGUGCGACCAAGCGUCGGUGCACGUCCCGAGCCCCCAGGCACUGACGGUCCAGCAGCUGUUGGAGCACAUGAACCUCAUGCAGAAGAGGGGGAUCUACGAGGAGUACGAGGACAUCCGGCGCAGUAGCCCCUCCGGAACCUUCAGCUGUUCCUUGUCUCCACAGAACCUGGAGAAGAACAGAUAUGGGGAUGUGCCCUGUUUGGACCAAACCCGAGUGAAGUUAUUGAAACAGCUUAACGGCUCGGAGAACACUCAGUCAGACUACAUCAAUGCCAGUUACAUGGACGGCUAUAAACAGAGGAAUGCGUACAUCGGCACCCAAGGCCCCUUGGAAAACACUUUCCGUGAUUUCUGGCUGAUGGUGUGGGAGCAGAACGUCCUGGUGAUCGUCAUGACUACACGGCUAGAGGAGGGCGGCCGGAGGAAGUGUGGCCAGUACUGGCCUUUAGAGAAAGACUCUCGGGUUAGAUACGGUGGCCUCAUUCUGACCAAUCUGGGAGUGGAGUCCUUGAGUCAUUACAAGAAGACGGUGCUGGAAAUUCAUAACCCCGAGGACCGAGAGAGACGGCGAGUGACCCACUUCCAGUUCCUGAGCUGGCCCGAUUACGGCGUCCCCUCCUCCGCGGCCUCUCUGAUCGACUUCUUGGGGUCGGUCAAGCAUCAGCAGAGGGUGGCGGUCAGCGCCUUGGGGCCACGCAGCAGAGGUCACCCCGGAGGGCCACCCAUCGUGGUCCACUGCAGUGCGGGCAUUGGCAGGACAGGUACCUUCUGCUCGCUGGAUAUCUGCCUCUCACAGCUGGAAGACGUGGGCACGCUGAAUGUGUACCAGACCGUGGUACGCAUGCGCACCCAGAGAGCGUUCAGCAUCCAGACCCCCGAGCAGUACUACUUCUGUUACACGGCCAUUAUCGAGUACGCGCAGAGGGAAGGCCUGCUGCCCCCUAACCACUCGCGGCCGGGCGUGGAGCGGCAGUGACCGGCCCCCGGAGCCCCUGUGCCCCCGACCGAGGCCAGGGACCGACUGACCGCCGGCUCCCUUCAGCCCCCUCCUCCCCUCUAGGCGGCCAUCAGGAACGUGGAGGCAAACCAACCUCGGCCUCUCGUGCGCCCCGGCGCCCCGCGGCCCGGUCCCUCGGCUAGAUAGUUAUGACGCCGUCACCCCGGGUAGCCACCGGCUAGCAGCUCGUGUCGUGUCUUAGCACCUGCUAUUGAACUGUGCCUUACGAAAACCAAACUGUGGCUACCCAUUUGCCAGGGGUCCCUAGAGGUAAGUGGGGGAAGAUUUCCCUCCCUCUCCCCUCCGCCCCCCACCCCCUGCCACCCAGGCCUUUCCCACCCUUUCUAUGUGCCUUGGCCACGGUUUGAUGGGAAGGGGAGGAGAAACCACCUCCAGGAUCUCCUAAAACCUCAUCCUUGCCAGUGCCAAGAGAGUCUGAAAUUUAAGAAGGGCACAUGUGUUUCCGUCUUAUCUGCCAGUCGGUGUGCGUGUCGUGUGUGUGUGUGCGCGCGCGUGCGCGUGUGGGGUCGUAUGUAUGUGUGUAUAUAAUAUAUACUUUGUGUUCUUAUGUACGUAGUAUAUAAAUACAUGUAUACACACACUUCUUUCUAGCCGUUCAUGGAGCUAAAUGUCGCGUCCCUGCGGCGACAGCAGGCGGCGGCCAGUGAGAGGGUCUGCACGUGACCUGGCGGGAGGCUUCCCCCAGCCCACCUGGCAUGGCCCCUGGCCAGCCAGAGACCCCUCUAGAAAUGACACUAGAAGCUUAGAACGGGCUCCAUCAGGACGGUACCGUGACCUGUCUAGGGGACCAAAUUAUGGGGGAGAAGGACACGGCCCCCACGCUUGCCGUUCGCCCCCUCUCUCCCGGUGCAACCCACAGAUGACCCAGAGGGAGGGUGGGGCGGGGAGCCCCCACCCUGGUCCCGGCCGCUGCCGGUUCCCAGCGCCCAGGCGGGCCGGACCUGGAUCAGCCUGGGUGGAAUAGGGCACGUCUGGCUCUCACGGAACCAUUAGCUCCUUUGACUUGGCCGACCGGGGAGCUCCCCCCCGUCCUCUCGGAAUAAGGACUUGCGGACCUCCGCCGUGAUGCUGGGAACUCCCUCCCACCGCUGACCUUGGGGCAGGCGGAGACCUCCCUCGGGAAGAGCCGGGGUCAGAGAGCGUCGGUACGAAGCAUUAGAAGAAAGCCAGGCGGAGGGAGGGUCACAGGUGCGGGGGCCCCAGCAUCCCGGAGGAGAACCUUUGCCUGGGAGACUUGCUUCAUGGGGGAAGAGCUAGAUUUUGUUUUGGUUGGAGGGCUCCUCUUCCAAGACCCCCAGCCCCUAUCCUGCCCACCCUCCUGUCCUGUCCCUACCAGCCAACCAAAAAUCUGGGCUGCCUCGGUGCCAAGGGGAAGCCCGAACCAGCUUCCAUUUGGGACCCCCCCCAAAUUGGGAGAUGCCGAUUUCCACCCCCUCUCCGUCCCCUCGCCCCCUCCUCCCUGCUCCCCCUGCCCUGGCCUCCGCUGCUUCGGCAGAGAACCCGGUGGGCCGGUUGAUGAAAGCAGGGUGCCCCAGUGGGCACUGAGUCCAGGAGACCACCGUUCACCCCCGACGCAUCCCUUCCUCCCCAUCCCAGGAGAUGAGGUUGGCAGCUGAUCGGACCUCAGUAAUUUUAUACUGUAAUAAGUAAGCUCUUUGAAUGUGUAUAUUCUUAUUUUUACAAACUUUUCAUUUUGUAUUUAACGUUAAUGGAUUGAGUCAGAUGCGGAGAAUAAUUGUAAAUGUUAAUAUUCAAUAUCUUAUGGCGAUACAGUUUUGUAUUUACAGAUAAAUAUACCUACCAAUGAUCAGA